AUGAAUGAAGAUGCUAACCUUAUAUUUGCUUAAUUACCAAGUGAAAAGUAAAAUUAGAUAUAAUAGUUGAUUAAUAUUGUAUCUAAUAAUAUUGAUGAAAAGAGAUUUUUUUAAAAUAGAUAAGAUAAAUUGCUUAACUUGAUUGUUAAUUUAUUUGCUGGAGGUAUUUCAUCAUUAGAAAUAUUCUUGCGUUUCUCUCAGAGAGAUUUGCUUGAUAAAGGGUUUACUUUAAGAGAAUCAUAUAUUUUAAUACGAGAACUCAGUGGAUAAUAUAACUAGGAUAUUCGUAGACCAAAUAAUAGAGAAAUAGAAGAUUUAAUAUAUGAUUAAGAAAUAAAAUAGCUUGCUUUAUUUAAAAUGCCAUUGAUAUAAUCAAUAGAUCUAAUAAACUAGAAAAAUAAAUAUAUUUUAAUUUUAGGACCUUAAAAAACUGGUAAAACUUCCUUUCUUUUUAAUCUUAUUAAUAUAUACUAUGAUGUUGAUGUUGAUAGCUUAUAUAGGGUAAAAAAGAAAAUUCAAAAAAAAAAUAAUUUAUUUUAUGAUGAAUAUUUGAUUGAAAUGACAUAAUAGGAGAAUUUGAUAUUCGUUGAUUUUAUAGGAAUGGGAGAUUUAGAAAAAGAUUUAUUUGGACAUUCUUAAAAUAAUUAUUUUUAAGUAUUAUUAGAAUACGUGUAAAAUAAAUAAAUUUUAGCUGCAUUUUUUGUCAAUUCAGCUUCAAUCAAUAGAUUAGGAUAAGAAGAAAUUUAUAGUAUUCAAAGAUUUUUUGAAUUAUUCCAUCAAACUUUUUCUUAGAAGAUAUUCUUAAUUCUAACUUAUUGUACAGAUAAUAAUCCUCUUCUUAGUAUUUAUUCACAUAAUUAUUCCCCUACUCCUUAUAUUUUGAAAAAUAAAAUAAAUGUAUAUCAAAGCUAACUUGAAUAAAAUUAAAUACCAAAUGAUGAAUUAAAGUUUUGGUUUGGUAUUAAUAAUAAUUACUUAUAUUUUCCUGCUAUUGAUUUAGAUAAUGAGUCAGAAUAAAUAUUAAUCAAUUAUCAUAAUAUUGAAUAUUAAGAUUUCAAAAAAAAUAGUUAAUCUAUUGAAAUAGGAAGCGAGAUCUCAUAAGAUAUAGAAUAGGAUAACUUUAAUAUUUAACAAAAUGAAAUUCAAGUGACUUAAAGAUAAAUUUUAUAAUUUUAUUAUGAAAUUAUGAGAAAAGAAUUGCUAAAGAUUAAAUUUAAAAUCAAUAAUAUUUUUUAUUCUUAAAAUUUAGAACUAAUUUAAUAAAAUAACUAUUUUAAAGCUUUAUUAUAAAUAGAAAAAUAAAUAAUUGAAUUAGGCACUCAACCAUAAAUUAAUAGAUUCUAAUUACCAAAUAAAAAUCUAUUAAUAACUACAAACUAUAUAGUAUCAGAAAAUAAAUAUGAAAAAAAAUAUUUAAAAGCCACUAAAGGAAAAAGAAUAUUGUUUUGUACUGAUUGCUAAAAAAUUUGUCAUUAUGAUUGUGAACUAGAAAACAAGUCUGAUUUAACUGAAGCUAAAAAAAUGUGUUAGAAUAUUCUAAUUAAUUAUAAAUUUUUAAGUUAAAUGAAAAAUCCUACUAGAAUUCUAAGUGAAUAAAAUUUAGACAUAUUAUAUUAUUGUAAGAUUUGCUCAUAAAGAGAUACAGUAGAUAAAAAAAAUAAUAGUAGUGGACUAACAUGUUCAAUAUCAAAACAUAUUUUAAUUAAUGAAGUUGCUUUUGAUGUAAAUAAUGAUAUUUAUUACAUAAGUAACUAAUAAGUUUAAAAAACCUUUAAAAAAGAGUAUGAUCAUCUUAAGAAUAUGAAGCACCUUUAUGCAUUGCAUUAAACUCUAAAUUUGAGACUUUAAAUAGAAUUUUAAAAACAAAUUAAAUCCAUUAAUAAUUAAGUAAAAGAAAUCAAUGAAUCUAAAGAAGGAUUGGUUCCUAUUAAAUUAUAAGUGAGAAAAGAUCUUUUAGAAAAAACAAUAAAAGCAGGAAUUGAAAUUUAAAGCCGUAAUAGUAAUGGAAUAUAAAAUGUAUAUAAUAAGCUUAAUCAAUCUUCCUAAUAAUAAAUAAUUAGAGGUAAUAAUAAAAUUCUAUUUUAACUUUAUAAAAUAGCCUAAAAAGAAAUAGAAGAUUGA
Molecule: messenger RNA, 2121 nt
Organism: Paramecium sonneborni
Lineage: Eukaryota; Ciliophora; Oligohymenophorea; Peniculida; Parameciidae
Source: the annotation of a GenBank genome assembly